AUGCUAAGUAGUUUAAAUCAAAAUAAUGGAAAUCAGCAAAACAUUAAUGAUGAUUCAUUGAAUGACUUCGACAGAGAAAACACUGAUUUUUAAAACAGAGUAACCUAGCGAACAGGGCCAGAUACCCAAUAAUCUACACUGAGAAAAAGUAAAGAUAUUACUUACUAAUUGAUUUUAGUUCUUUAUCAACCUAUCAGUAUCAAUUAAAUAUUUAGCGCGAUGCCGGCUGAGGUUAGUUUUAGAGGGUUUGAAAUCCUAAAGACCCAUAUUUAGAAAGUUAGAAUUAUGAACAACUCUGAUAAACCUUAAAGACUGGUUGUCUUAGCACCAUCAACUCCAAAUUUUAAAAUUAAAUACGGAAAAAAGGCAAAACUUCCUCCUGGAAUAGGAGAGGACAUUUAUGUUUAAUUCACACCUAAUGAAGAAUUUAGGCAUUACAGUGACAUUAUCCGUAUUCAUUGUGAUAAUGAUAAAAUGCUAAUACCACUUCAUGCAUAUCCUGUGAUCAACAAUAGAGUUGAAUAGCUUUUCCCUCAACAAAUAGAUCUAGGUUCCUAUCUUAAAGUAGAUGAAACCUAUACAAAGGUAAGAUUAGAUAUAAACUUAAAAUAUUAAGACUCCCCACUUGGGGGAGAUAUACCUGGCUUGUCUACAGUUUAUAUUGAUGUUGUCUAUACUCCUACUACAUUUACUCAUGCUGAAUGCGAAGUUAUUUUUAAGACAAAUGAAUUCAAUAAUCAGCCAAUUACUUGUAAAAUAGUAGGAAACGCACUACCUUCAAAAUUAGAUGUAUAAGAAGCCUUGAAAAAAAUAAACAAUAAGGUGUCUUAAAGUACCCCUACAAAAUAAGUUGAUUUUUAGAUAAAAAGGACUAAUAAUAGAAUAGUUGUAACAGAUAAAAUAGAGGCAAGAUCAUCUUCUAAAAAUGGUGUUAGACUUGACAAACUAGACAAUGAGGCUAUAUAAAAACUAAAUUAUAACUAGCCUGACUAAGAUUAUUAAGAAGAGGAGUAAAAAUUGUUAAGGAGUACUAUGGCGAACCCAGAAGAACUAUAAUUUUUAAAAGACUACAGAAAGCUGGAGGAACUUGAGAAGGAUAAGUAUACAAAAUUCUUUAUUUGCAUUGGUGAUCCGAAAGUGACUCCUUAAUUUAGAAGCAAAAUCAAGGACUAUAGAUAGCAUUAAUUUGUAAGAUAAGUAUUAGUGUAAAUUUAUUAGGAAAAAAAAUUAGAUAAAAUUAGAGAGAGAGAUGUUUAGAGGUUUGCUCCUGCUAUUGAUUAUGAUUAAGUAUGCACAGAUGUUGGAUUAUACCUAGAAUAAGGUCCUAAAUGGGAAAUAGUUUAAUCUAAUCAGAUUGCUACUAGAGUUAAACUUGUUGGAGUUUUUCAAAGAUCGUGCAACAUUAUGAUAAUCAGAAUGAGAGCAGGAAAAAGACUAGAGAAGAUUAAGAAUCGAUUUAAAGAUGAAAAAGUUAAAAAUAGGGAUGAUGUAAAGAGAAUGGUUGCAGAAGAUUGGAAGACAGCAUAGAAUAUUAGAUUAAAAGAAGAGGAUAGUGAGGAGGGGAUAAUCCACGUCAAAUUUAAAUUUAGCUUUCAAGAAAUGAAUAUUUAAGUUGCCCAAAUGAAGCUGCCGAUUGAAUAUGAGAUGAAUUUGCAUGUAAUUCAAUAAGCUGUAGAGCCAAGCCCACCAAUAAAUUUUGAUGAUAUGGUUCCAUAUGAUUCUGUUGAUGUGCUUGAUUAUGAAAUUCACAGAUAAAAGAAGAUCUAGAUUCCUCAUGUAACGUUUUAUGAUGACUAUGGCCACGAUAAAAUGUACAGACCAGGUUGCGAAUACGAGAGUAUUCUAAGGUAAAAAUGUGGUGAUCAUGAACUUGAAGAAAUUAUUCUUGAAAUGAAGAAUUCAUAAAAUACUGACAUAGAAAGAAGAAAUGUGAUAUCAGGAGCUGUAGUAUUUAUGCCAAGAUCAUUUCUGUUUCCAAUUGAUUAUCCAGUAAUCCUUGUGCUAAGUUGGCAUCCUAUUCUGAGGAACUAUAUAAGAGUAAAUGAAUUCGUUGAAACUGAUGUUGAAUAUUAUAUUUUCCCUUAAGAGAUUAAGAGGCCUGAAAUAAGAGAUGAAAUCUAUCUUAGAAAUUUUAAAAUGACUGAUAAUGGCUAUAAGAUUAUCAAUGAUAAUCACACAGUAGGUGGAGCAUUUCUAAAUACUUUAGAUGUUAUUCCAUAAGUACUUCCUGGAAACUUUGGUUUAAGAUAAAUUGAAUAAUAUAAUACUGAGCGAUCUAGAUUUUACAGACCUCGAAGGUCAGUUUAAAUAGCUCAGGUAUGCUUGGAGUCAGUAUUUAGAUAUCCUGAAGAAUUAAUUGCUCCUGAUAAAGUAGAUUUUCCUAAUAGUGAGGGAGAAGAUGAGGGAAGAGAUGAACCAUUUAGUAUUAAAAUUCCUGAUUUAAGUGAUCUUGUUAACGAAUUUGAAAAAGAUGAUGAUUUUCUGUAUAGAUAAAAAGAAAAUGAAAAGCAAAAUAUUAGGGAUAUUAUUUUAUAAGGCUUUGAACCUGAAUUAAGACAUCAUAUUACUGAUAUAAAUGGAGAAAAGAUUAAGGAAUUUGAUUAGUUGAUUUUUAUUAAUGGUAUAUUUACUUUUUGA
Messenger RNA from Stylonychia lemnae, 2637 nucleotides. The record is from the annotation of a GenBank genome assembly. Lineage: Eukaryota; Ciliophora; Spirotrichea; Sporadotrichida; Oxytrichidae.